Drosophila pseudoobscura is the source of this 4437-nucleotide messenger RNA. It is a transcript of the gene Pde1c, whose product is annotated as Phosphodiesterase 1c. The transcript is spliced from 9 exons. Bases 212 to 3823 code for a protein of 1203 amino acids. Gene Ontology annotation, molecular function: 3',5'-cyclic-AMP phosphodiesterase activity; calmodulin-activated 3',5'-cyclic-GMP phosphodiesterase activity. NCBI's taxonomy places the organism in Eukaryota, Metazoa, Arthropoda, Insecta, Diptera, Drosophilidae. The record is from RefSeq and is a predicted model, not a curated record. Gene Ontology annotation, biological process: signal transduction.
AAAGACACCCAUAAAAAAGCCAGAAGAAAUUGUGAUUUCAAGUGAAUUUUAAUUGUUAAAUUGUUGAAAAGAAAAGUAAUCAAAUAUAAAUUCAAAUCUACGAGUUUUUGGCGCACAUCGACAAGGCACAAAGGUUUCCCCCACGGUUUACGGUCCAAGCAAAAUGCAUUUUCAUAUAUAAUUCGGAAAAUCUAUUCGGAGAUCUAUCAAAAUGGGUGACACUAUCGAUGAGGCGCCCACGCCGACGCGACGCGAUAAACCGCAAAGUUUGAACAUUAGCCAGGAGGAGGCAUCGGCAACGGCAGCGGCAGCGGCCACCUCCUCCUCCAUCCCAAUACCCGCAUCACGCAGUCCGCGCAGCAAAAUGCGACUUGCGGAACGCGACCAGAAACGCGAACACUCGGCGGACGGACUGGGAUCCGCGGUCGGUUGUCGGGAGGAGUUCGUGGGCCUCGAGGCAGCGCCGCGUCGCGAGAGUCUCAACAGCUGCGAGGCGGGCAGUCCCGGCAGUGCGCUAUCCACCAGUUUUGGCAAGUCUGCUGUUGGCCGUCUCAACUCCUCCAGGUACUCGUCCGGCGUCACGGGCAGCGUCAGUGGCAGCCUCUUGGGCAGCCUCGUCGGCGGCGGCACCACCACCCGCAAGUGUGUCCUGACGCUGGACGGGUACUCCUACGUAAUAGUGGCCAGCACGCCGGAGAGUUUGCCCAGCAAGCGAGACGAGGCCAAUAGUGCCAAUAGCAGCAACAGCAGCGGUGUUGGUGGUGGUGGUGCGGCGUCAGGAGGUGCCGUUUGUGGAGCAGCGAGCGGUGCAGCGAGUGGUGGAGCUGGUGCAGGAACAACAACGCCGGGCCACGAAGCCGCCGGCAGUCCCACAGUCUCCGAGCUCGGUGGCAUCGGCCCGAAUGCGACAAUAAAUGGUCAAGUGGCAAGACACGGCUCAUUGACCAUUAUUCGACGCACGAACAGCCGAAAUUUCUCGCAAAUAGACGCUGCACAGCUCACCUCGCCCUCGACCUCGACGACGGCCUCCGGCAGCAUCAGCUUCGCCCAGGCACCGCUCAGUGAACCACUUGCAGAGCGUCUCAGCUCCAGGCACCAGGCACAGUCCGGGGCCAACGGAUCAGCCCGCUCCUCCUCCUCCAACGAGCAGGGGGGCAGCAGUCAAUUGCCAGUCGCCGCCGCCGCAGCCGCAGCCGCAGCCGCAGCCACCAGCAAAAUGCAGCCCUCGUCGCCGAACGCGUCAAACUAUCUGCCCGAGAAUGUGCCGGUCUCGUCGGCCAAUCCGUCAACAACCGAUAUAAACGCCGGUCGCGACUCCUUGGAAUAUUUCACUAAUCAAUCGCUCAAUCCCACCGCCCAUACCUCGAUGUCACGGGAGAAUGACAAUCCGCAGUCGCACCAUUCGUACGAGAACGCUUCGAAUCUAUCGUUCGGGGCGAUACAAUGGGAAACCGAAAGCCUUCCGCCAGUCGAUACGCCAGAUGCCCUUAACAAAGCGGCUGGGAGAAUACGUAGUCUUCUCCGCCGCAUGGAUCACGAGACCGUUGCCUACGAGGACAUGCAGCGCAAUCUGCAUUAUGCGGCUCGUGUGCUCGAAGCGGUCUUCAUAGACGAAUCAAGAAGCCCCACAACAGGUAAAACAAAGUUGGGGCAGAUUGCGUCUUCAUCCGUUGAGAACGAAGACAGCGAGUCGGCCAGGCAGCGUUGCAACGGAAACUGCAAGAACCUCAACUGCAGCCAACACAGCCACAGCCGUGACCAGGCGGACUCGACGGUAUCCGGCGGGGAGCAGCAGCAGGAUAACAACAACUCCAACAGCAGCUGCUGCCUGCAGAAGAGGUCAGAGGAAGAGGAGGCCCAGCCGGGAGGCACAAAAACUGUGGCAGCUGACAAUCAGGCCAGCAUAGAGAGUCGCACCAAAGGCGUGUCUAUGGCCCCACAGACUCACAGCGGGCCCACGGGUCCGCCACCGACAGCGACUGUGACACCUGGCGGCGCCGAAGAGACGCUGACAAAAACAGUGCCAGCACUCGAAACCGUGACAGAAUCUGCUCUGGAAGAGCACUCCAUGGAAACGAUGACAAAACCUGCAGCGACAGAUACAAGUGCUCCACCUCCUCCGGCUGUUACCAGCAACACGACGGCGACGGCGACGUCGACGACGACGACGGCAACCAGUGGCAGCUCCACUGGGGAGGCGGUUGCGGCUGAAAGUGUUUCCAGCAGUAGCAGUUGCAGUAAUAAAGCGACCGUGCACCGACAAAGACGCCUGCGUACACCGGUCUGGGCGAGAUCUAUGUCGACGAAUAAAACGCGCCUGGCCGACGAGGACGAUGAAUUAUCGGAGGUGCAACCGGAUGCAGUGCCACCGGAGGUGCGCGAGUGGUUGGCCUCCACGUUCACGCGCCAGAUGGCCACCAGCCGCCGCAAGAGCGACGAGAAGCCCAAGUUCCGUUCGGUGGCCCAUGCCAUACGGGCUGGCAUCUUUGUGGACCGCAUUUACAGGCGCGUAUCCAGCUCCGCAUUGAUGCAAUUUCCACCCGAUGUGGUCAAGCUACUUAAGAACCUGGAUGACUGGACAUUCGAUGUUUUUGCUCUGACGGAGGCGGCCAGCGGACAGGUGGUCAAAUAUGUGGCCUACGACCUCUUGAAUCGCUACGGAGUGAUACACAAAUUUAAGAUUGCACCCGGCGUGCUGGAGGCAUUCCUGCACCGCGUGGAGGAGGGCUACUGUCGGUACCGCAAUCCGUACCACAACAAUCUGCACGCGGUGGAUGUGAUGCAGACGAUCCACUACUGUCUGUGCAACACGGGCCUGAUGAACUGGCUGACGGACCUGGAGAUAUUCGCCUCGCUGCUGGCCGCCCUGCUGCACGAUUACGAGCACACGGGCACCACCAACAACUUCCACGUGAUGUCCGGCUCGGAGACGGCGCUGAUGUACAACGACCGGGCGGUGCUGGAGAACCACCAUGUGAGCGCCAGCUUCCGGCUGCUGCGGGAGGACGAGUACAACAUAUUGUCGCAUUUGUCGCGCGAGGAGUACCGCGAGAUGCGCACCUUGGUGAUCGACAUGGUGCUGGGCACCGACAUGACCAAUCACUUCCAGCAGAUGAAGACAAUGCGCAACCUGCUGACGCUGCAGGAGGCGACCAUUGACAAGUCGAAGGUGCUGUCCCUGGUGCUGCACUGCUGUGAUAUCUCCCAUCCGGCCAAACAGUGGGGCGUGCACCAGCGCUGGACCAUGCUGCUGCUGGAGGAGUUCUUCCGCCAGGGCGACCUCGAGAAGGAGCUCGGACUGCCGUUCAGUCCGCUCUGCGAUCGCAACAACACGCUCGUCGCCGAGUCGCAGAUCUGUUUCAUCGACUUCAUCGUCGAGCCCAGCAUGGGCGUCAUGUCCGACAUGCUCGAGUACAUCCUGACCCCCAUCGCCCCCGUACUAAAGACGAAGCCGUUGCCGCUGCUGGAGCAAGAAGGGGCCAGCCUGGUGGGCGGCUCCCGGCCCUCCGACCGUCGCACUGAUGAGAAGUCCUCCGACUGCAGUGCCCCGCCCAUGGCCCGCAAGAGCCUCACCGGCGGCACUACUACCAAGUUCGUAAUACCCAAGCCCUGGCUUCUCUGUCUCGCCGAAAACAAAAAGAUCUGGAAGGAGCAGGCCGUCAAAGAUGCCGAGAGCCGUGCUUUGGCCACCGCUGCAGAGGAAGCCGCUGCCAACGCCGCGGAAGACGGAGACAAGCCUGCAGCGGAAACGGAAGCUGGCGGCGAGGAAACAGCAGCAGCAACAGAGGCGGAGGCGGCGGCAGAUGGCGGUGCAGCCACCUAAACAUACACAUAGGAAAAAAAUAAAACAACAAAAACUUGAACAAAAAUUAAAAAUGAAUUAGCAAGCACACAAACAACCACAAUUCCAAAUGAACAAAAGAAAAUGGUAUAAUGUUAUAUACGCUUAGGAGCAACAUAGAAAAUAUGAUUAUAAAAACCGCUUCAGAUGCGCUCUCUCUAUGUGAAUGUUGGUAGAAUUAGAGAUGCUUAGGAUCUGUAGUUGGAACAGAGACAAGAUACAAGAUAAAUACUAAAAUAUAUAUAUAUUAUAAUACAUAAAUUGUUGUUGCAAGAAUUAAGAAAUUAUUAAGGACAGGCGGCACAAAGCAUAUGGAUAUGAAUACGAAUUAAAGUUCCAGUUCGCGUAGAAUGUACUGAACGAGUACAUAUGUGUAUAGGAGGAUGGGAUGGGAAUUCGUUGGUUCGUUUCGAGAAGCAUUUAUAGUUAGAUUUGAGUUAUAGGACACUCUAACCUUAACCAUGACCUGUAUUUGCAUUAGUUUUUAGUGACAUGUGGAAUUUACGUAAAUAUAUAAUUAUAUGAUUUCUAUAAGUUUGAUUUAUGGAAUUUUGUUCCAAUUAAAGUACAUAUAUUUUUGUAACCAUUUCCAUUGA